Molecule: messenger RNA, 4067 nt
Organism: Sorex fumeus (smoky shrew)
Lineage: Eukaryota; Metazoa; Chordata; Mammalia; Eulipotyphla; Soricidae
Gene: MAP4K3
Product: mitogen-activated protein kinase kinase kinase kinase 3
Exons: 34
Coding region: 86-2770 (894 amino acids)
Biological process (GO): protein phosphorylation
Molecular function (GO): ATP binding; MAP kinase kinase kinase kinase activity
Source: RefSeq, a predicted model, not a curated record
GGCGGCGGCGGCGGCGGGCGGACGGCGCGCGGCCCCUCUGCGCCCCCUGGCCGGCCCGGGAGGGCGGCGGGGGGCCCGGCCCGCCAUGAACCCGGGCUUCGACCUGUCCCGCCGGAACCCGCAGGAGGACUUCGAGCUGGUGCAGCGCAUCGGCAGCGGCACCUACGGCGACGUCUACAAGGCACGGAAUGUUAACACCGGUGAAUUGGCGGCGAUUAAAGUCAUAAAAUUGGAGCCAGGGGAAGACUUCGCGGUGGUGCAGCAGGAGAUCAUCAUGAUGAAGGACUGCAAGCACGCCAACAUCGUGGCCUACUUCGGGAGCUAUCUCAGGAGGGAUAAACUUUGGAUUUGCAUGGAGUUUUGUGGAGGUGGUUCUUUACAGGAUAUUUAUCAUGUCACGGGCCCUCUGUCAGAGAUGCAGAUCGCCUACGUCAGCAGGGAGACACUACAGGGGUUAUACUAUCUUCACAGUAAAGGAAAAAUGCACAGAGACAUAAAGGGCGCUAACAUUCUAUUAACGGACAAUGGUCAUGUGAAGUUGGCGGACUUCGGGGUGUCAGCCCAGAUCACAGCCACGAUCGCCAAGCGGAAGUCCUUCAUCGGCACGCCGUAUUGGAUGGCCCCCGAAGUCGCGGCCGUGGAGAGGAAGGGGGGGUACAACCAGCUCUGCGACCUCUGGGCGGUGGGCAUCACCGCCAUCGAGCUGGCCGAGCUGCAGCCGCCCAUGUUCGACCUGCACCCGAUGAGAGCCUUGUUUCUGAUGACCAAGAGCAACUUCCAGCCUCCCAAACUCAAAGACAAACUGAAGUGGUCGAACAAUUUUCAUCAUUUUGUGAAAAUGGCACUUACCAAAAAUCCCAAAAAACGACCCAAUGCUGAGAAGUUGCUCCAGCACCCGUUCGUCACCCAGCACCUGACGCGGUCCCUGGCCAUCGAACUGUUGGACAAAGCCAAUAACCCGGAUCAUUCCACCUUCCACGACUUCGAUGACGACGACCCUGAGCCUCUUGUUGCUGUCCCGCAUAGAAUCCAUUCGACGAGUAGGAACGUGAGAGAGGAAAAGACACGCUCGGAAAUAAACUUCGGCCAAGUAAAAUUUGAUCCACCCUUAAGGAAGGAGACAGAACCACAUCACGAACUUCCCGGCAGUGAUGCUUUUCUGGACAGUUCAGAAGAAAUAUACUACACUGCAAGAUCUAAUCUGGACCUACAACUGGAAUACGGCCAAGGACACUCAAGUAAUUACUUCCUAGGAGCAAACAAGAGCCUGCUGAAGUCAGUUGAAGAGGAACUGCAUCAGCGCGGGCAUGUGGCACAUUUAGAAGAUGAUGAAGGGGACGGUGAUGAAUCUCAACAUUCAACCCUGAAAGUAAAAGUUCCACCUCCUUUGCCACCAAAGCCCAAGUCCAUAUUCAUACCCCAGGAAACUCAUGCUACUGAAGAUGACAAUCAAGGCACAAUCAAGAGAUGCCCCGUGUCCGAGAGCCCAGCAAAACCAUCCCAAGUCCCUCCAAGACCACCACCUCCCAGGUUACCUCCACAGAAGCCUGUUACUCUAGGAAACGGAGUGAACUCCUCCCAGUUAAAUGGUGAACGAGACGGUCCCUUGUAUCAACACCAGAACGAACACCGAGGCACAACUCCUUCACGAAGAGAAAAGAAAGAUGUCCCGAAGCCGAUCAGUAACGGUCUGCCCCCAACGCCCAAAGUGCACAUGGGUGCGUGUUUCUCAAAGGUGUUUAACGGGUGUCCCUUGAAAAUUCACUGUGCGACAUCAUGGAUAAACCCAGAAACAAGAGAUCAAUACUUGAUAUUUGGUGCUGAAGAAGGGAUUUAUACCUUGAAUCUUAAUGAACUUCACGAAACAUCAAUGGAACAGCUCUUCCCCCGGCGGUGUACGUGGUUGUAUGUGAUGAACAACUGCUUACUAUCGAUAUCUGGUAAAGCCUCUCAGCUCUACUCCCAUAAUCUUCCUGGGCUCUUCGAGUAUGCACGACAAAUGCAAAAGCUGCCAGUCGCAAUCCCAGCCCACAAACUCCCCGACAAAAUACUGCCACGGAAAUUUUCCGUGUCUGCAAAGAUCCCCGAGACCAAGUGGUGCCAGAAGUGCUGUGUCGUGAGAAGUCCUUACACGGGCCACAAGUACCUGUGCGGGGCCCUGCAGACGAGCAUCGUCCUCCUGGAGUGGGUGGAGCCCAUGCAGAAGUUCAUGCUGAUCAAGCACAUAGAUUUCCCCAUCCCGUGCCCACUGCGGAUGUUCGAGAUGCUGGUCGUCCCGGAGCACGAGUUCCCACUGGUCUGUGUUGGUGUCGGGAAAGGGCGAGACUUCAACCAGGUGGUGCAGUUCGAGACCGUCAACCCCAACUCGACCUCCUCGUGGUUCACAGAGUCAGACACCCCGCAGACCAACGUUAGUCACAUCACCCAGCUGGAGAGAGACACCGUCCUCGUCUGCCUGGACUGUUGCAUAAAAAUAGUGAAUCUCCAAGGAAGAUUAAAGUCCAGCAGGAAAUUGUCAUCAGAACUUACCUUUGAUUUCCAGAUCGAAUCCAUUGUCUGCCUGCAGGACAGCGUGUUGGCCUUCUGGAAGCACGGCAUGCAGGGCCGAAGCUUCCGGUCCAAUGAGGUAACACAAGAAAUUUCAGAUAGCACAAGAAUUUUCCGGCUCCUUGGGUCUGACAGGGUUGUGGUUCUGGAGAGCAGGCCAACCGAUAACCCCACAGCAAAUAGCAACUUGUACAUCCUGGCGGGCCACGAGAACAGCUACUGAUGUGCGCCCCCCGACAGACACCCGGAGCCCUGGGAGAAAGGGGCCCUGCCCUGCCCUGCCCCGCCCCGGACAGAGCCUUCGAGCCGCCCAGAAGCAGCGCUCCCGCCUCCCGCCUCCCGCCUCCCGGUGGGCCUGGGAGAGACCUGGCGACUUUGGUUUCCCUGGUAUGGAUCUGUUUAGCGUAUUGAACCACACAAGUGCUUAACUCAUUGUUAUGUAAUCUUUGUACAUAGAGGCAGUAUUUUUCUGUGAAAAUUCAGAUUGCUGCAGACACACACUAAGAAUUUAUGUAGAUAAUGUACUUUUACGAAAUGUACAAGUGUCUUUUCUGUACAGAUGUAAAUGUCGAUGAAAUGCAAUCGGGUCAAUAUUUAAGAAUUCUCACGUACACUCUGGGCUGGGCUGUACCACACGCAGGGUGCUGCGUUGAGGCAGCGCCUUCGACACUAUCGGAUUUUUAUUCUAUGUAAUUUAGAAAUACGAAUACGAAUCUUGUAACUCAGAUUGUUAUGGCGGCUGUAAUCAUUUUAUAAUCUGGUUUUUAAUCUUCACACAAGUACACUGGUGUUUCUAUUUGCACAGUAUUGGGACUUGAUGUAGUAAGUCACAAAAGGAAGCUGUGACCAUCUGCAGCUGCCCACAACAUCAUUUUUCAUGGAUUCGGAGUGUUUUCUCUGUGAAACAAGCCAGUUGCCCACCUGUGGUAAAACUGGUCUUUUUAUCCUUAGGCAGAACCCUGUGAAAGUGCUUGUUUGUGCUUCAGAAUAAUACCUUUGACAACAUUUUAAAUCACAGAAUAGCGGUACCGUGAUGUAACACUACAGUUGUUGUCUGAGUUAUAAUAUGCACAAAGAAUAAAUCGAAAUUAGUGAAGAGUCCACACUGAACAUUUCACGCAAUCACAUUGAAGAGCUGUAACAUUCCAUAGAGGGAAGCAGUUCCAGUUUUGAGUGGGAGUCUUUACUCUUGUUGGUCUUAGGAUCGUUGUCAUAUUUCUUUUGAUUUAGGGUAUGAACCUACGGCCAAAACAUUUAGUUACUACCUCACAUAACAGCAUGAUGGUCAGACACAUCACAGGACUUCGUUUUGGUUUCAGUUGUUCUCGGUUGUUUCUCCCAGUGGACUUCGUAUGUGCCAAGUUCUAGGAACAGGCACUUUGGGCUCUGUUAUAUGCUGAUGUGAGUAUAUGCACACACUAAGAACAACCCACAUGGUGAUUCCUGGUCUUCGUUUAUUUUACUUGAUAAUGCUUUCAAAAUAUGCUCCCGGUUGUACAUAGUGUAAAAUAAACGUUUUU